Molecule: messenger RNA, 3608 nt
Organism: Pocillopora verrucosa
Lineage: Eukaryota; Metazoa; Cnidaria; Anthozoa; Scleractinia; Pocilloporidae
Product: hormone-sensitive lipase
Biological process (GO): triglyceride catabolic process; cholesterol metabolic process
Cellular component (GO): cytosol
Molecular function (GO): sterol ester esterase activity; triacylglycerol lipase activity
Source: RefSeq, a predicted model, not a curated record
AAAGGGAGAACACCAAACAGAGCUGUACCGUGAUAAUUUUAUUACGCAAAGAAAAUUUGAUGAAACUUUAUUUUUAGGAGCGUAAGUUACGCGGAAGAUAAUCCCAAAAAAGUGAUAAUGUUUCGGUUUUCUUGCAUUGUUUAGGCGUCCUAACUAAAAACAUGCCUCCCGUUGCGGUGAAUUAUUUCAGCUGUCUGCAAUAUUCCCUUGCUAAGUGGCUUGUAGGGAGAUUUUGCCAACGCAAAGGACAUUGACGAAAACUGGAGGCUUAGCAAGAUUAGCGACUGUCGUUUUAAUCGAGUUUGGUUAGUGUUGGGGUUUCAAAAUGGCGGACACAAACGAGGCUCUGGAGAAAAUUGACUUAGGUGACUACGAUUUUUUACCUCUUCUCUUUCGACACUUAAAACGAAUCCUUGCAGACAAUACAGAUUAUUUUGAACAAUACACAAGUAAGGAAGUCUAUAAAAAGCUCUACAAUGGCUUUAAACUGAUGCUAUCAACCAUUGAUUCUUUGGAAGAAGGAGCAACUUUGCUGGCGAAGACAGCACCCUUAUUCGACUACAGUAACGACAUCAAGGGAAAUGGCUACAGGAGUCUACUUAGACUUGUCGAACAUUGCCUUCAUUCUGUUACAGAACUAUCUGCCUAUUGCCAAACUCAUCGAGAUAGAUUUUAUUUUCGAUCUCAUCACUAUAGCUUGGAAGUCGAAGCUUUCGCCAAUGUUUUUCAAAGGACGAGCGAAUUGUUGCACUUUGCCAAGAUCGUGGUAGAGGACAGUGUGCCAGACAACUUAUUUCCAGAGAACUUUGACUCUAAAGUCAUGUUGGAAGUUGAGAAGUUGGAUAGGGAGUGCUUUUAUGGUAGAACGUUGGGUUUUCAGUUUUCUAGUGGUAUGCGGCAUUUCUUACAAGUUGUCUGUGUGGCAAUGGCAUCAUUUGCCGAGGGUUAUCAUCGUCACAAGCAGAGCAGCAUGGCAUGUGCUACAGUAUCUUUCUUAAACAGUGGGAAAUACACUGUGAAUCCUGAGAUGAGAGCCAAGAUGAUUGUAGAUGUGACACAGAAAACUAACAUGGAAUUCUGUAAAGCCUUUUGGAGUUUGACUGAAGGUUAUGGACUUCAGCAUGUGCCACUGCUUGUUUGUUCUGCAAUGAAAGUGAACAGGGUGUUCUUUAUUCCUCCGGAGCCAUUUGAACUUCAGAUGUUGACUGGGGAGUCUGUGAGUAUUGCUCCACCCUGUUCUUGGUCUGGUCUGGCUCCAGUUCAAGUGCGACUGUUGUCGUAUGAAUGGAGAGAAGGGCAGAGUAAAGAUGGAAGUGACAAUGUUUCACACCAUGGCCGACCACCAAAGCCCAAAAGUGAUGGCUUGAUACUCCAUGUACAUGGUGGAGGGUUUGUCGCCCAGUCAUCAAAAUCACAUGAGAUGUACCUUCGCACUUGGGCAUGUGAACUUGGUGUGCCCAUUCUAUCUAUAGACUAUUCAUUGGCACCAGAAGCUCCUUUUCCACGGGCCUUGGAAGAAUGUUUCUUUGUGUAUGCUUGGUGUUUGAAUAACUUCCAUCAGCUGGGUACUACUGGAAAGUGUAUCUGCCUAGCUGGAGAUUCAGCAGGGGGCAAUUUGUGCGUGUCAUUAAGCAUGCGUGCAUCAGAGGUUGGCAUCCGUGCACCAGACUCCAUCCUAGCUGCCUAUGCACCAUUCAAUGUACAGUGGGUACCCUCUCCUUCCCGUCUGCUGAGCCUUAUGGACCCACUGCUUCCUACAGGGUUGCUAGGUGCUUGCUUGGCUGCCUACUCAGGUAUGGGGAAGUCACCCUUUGAUGACUGCACCACAAAUUCAAUAAAAUCUUUAACAGGUGAAACAAGCCAGCCAGUGAGUGUCGUGAAAAGGAGAAAGACAAACUCUCUCUUGAGAUUGCUACGAGUUGGCUCAAAGGAGUCUAAAUUUGCAAAGAGUGGUAGCCACUCUGAAGCCCUUUCACCAUCAGGGCCAGAGAGUUUCCAUAGUUGUUUGAGCUCACCGCAGUUUGAAGAGACAGAGACUGUCAACAAUAUGGCAAGCCCCAGCACAGAGACAGCCGUUGGUUAUCACUGCACUAGUGUGGUGCAUUCAUCAGGGGAACAUUCAGAGGAAGGUGUCUCGGACCAAGAAAAGGACUCUGAAAUUAGUAGCCCUUCAUCUGGGCAUUCCCACUCCCGAAGACAUUCCCAAGACACCAUACCCAGUAGACCCACAAGUCCUCAGAGAAGCAAACAUGGCGAAGGAGACGAGAUGGAACAUAUAGGAGUGCACUACCAUAGGGACAUUGAAGAGUGCCACUUAGUGAACGUGGUAGAGUCUCCAGAGAGCCCUAGUGGAGAGCUUCUUUUGUUUCCUCUUGAAAUGCCUCAAGAGGAGCCCUACGAAGAUGUGGGUACAUCACCAGAUGAGGACGAGGAGGUGGGACAUGAUGACAAGUCUCAUUCAAGGACCCAGUCUAUGUCUCAAGUGCAUAUUCCUAUUGCCAAGAACCCGUAUAUGUCUCCACUUCUGGCACCUGAUGAAAUGUUGAAGAGUUUACCACCAAUUGAUCUUGUGGCUUGCACAUUGGACCCCAUACUGGACGAUUCAGUUGAAUUUGCUCGCCGGCUACGUUCCCUCGGGAAAGACGUGGAACUGUACAUCCUAGAGGAUUUACCCCACGGAUUUCUGAGCUUCCAUCUUGCCAGCCAGGAGGCGAGAGAAGGAAAUGAUCUGUGCAUUGUAUGCUUGAAGAGAACAUUAUCAGGGAAAAGAAAUGUGGGCAACGUGGAGAAAGCUCCUGUGUACUGAGAGCUUGGUACAUUGUUACGCUCUCAUGAGCGUAACAUGCAGGAGUCUUGGACAACGGCAUGUUCUGUUACUUUCUGUUACCAGCUAUAGACAAUUUAAUUCGAAUGAUUAUGUACGCUGUCACAAAAAUGUUGCGUUACCAUCACUUAAUCUCAUUUUCUUUCACAAGCUAUUUAGGACUAUUUACAGUUUCUGAUAUAACAGAUCGAAUGGAUUCGCACUUUGCCGCAAAUACUGUCACGUAAUUGGUGCGUUUUCCGUCACGCCCUCCCAUUUUCUGUUACUAGCCAUAGACAAUCUGAUAAGAAUUGGAAUUAUUUCGUGAUUGUCACGUAACGCUGUCAUGAAAAUGUUGCGGUACCCAAUUUGAAUGUUCUUAAAAGAUUUAACCUCGAUAGCUCGAUAGCCUUGCAAUUUCUACAAACCUCGCAGGCGAGGAAGAUAAAUAUUUCUGUCAGUUUUAUAUCCAAAGUAGAGCAUAUCAAGAAUAUUUUGGUGUAUUUGUUACAUUUUGAAAUGAAUAUAAUAUUGCAUUCCUCUACAACAUUUCAGGGAGAGGGUAACUGAUAUUUGAGCUUGGGUGAAUGGAAAUUUUGUUGGGGUAUAACCGUGGAAAACAUGCGAUAUCCAGUCACAUCGCUUAUUUAAUAUAAAUGCGAAAUUUAGUCGAUGAAAUUUAUUUGUUACAGGCAGUAAAAUUCUACUCUUCAAAUUAAGAAUGUAAAUGAAUUACUAAAAAUAAUGUGCUGGAUCAAAGGUUGACAAAAAUGUAAAGUUAAUAUAGGAUAUUAAAAUUGAGACA